This is a messenger RNA of Didymella exigua CBS 183.55, 1269 nucleotides long. RefSeq names its product P-loop containing nucleoside triphosphate hydrolase protein. Gene Ontology annotation, molecular function: ATP binding; ATP hydrolysis activity; ATPase-coupled transmembrane transporter activity. The transcript is spliced from 2 exons. Lineage: Eukaryota; Fungi; Ascomycota; Dothideomycetes; Pleosporales; Didymellaceae. The coding region runs from base 1 to 1269 and encodes 422 amino acids. Gene Ontology annotation, cellular component: membrane. The record is from RefSeq and is a predicted model, not a curated record.
AUGACCCAGAUCGCACCACAGAUCCUAGCUUUCACUAAAGCCUCUUCUUUAGCAGAAGAGAUGUUUAGGACUAUUGACCAACAAUCUGAGAUUAACCCAUUGAGUGAAGAAGGGCAAGUCCCCAUGACAUGCAUUGGCGACAUAAAAAUCGAGAACGUCAGUUUCGCGUAUCCUGCUAGGCCUGAUAUCACCGUCUUGAAUGGCCUGCAGCUAUCAGCUCCUGCUAACAAGACGACCGCGCUAGUCGGCGCAAGCGGAUCCAGGAAGUCUACCAUCAUUGGCCUUCUAAAACGAUGGUACAAUCAGUCAAGCGGCACAAUCUUUCUCGAUGGUAUUGAUAUCCAGGAGCUCAAAUUGCAUUGGCUGAGGACAAGUGUGCGAUUGGUGCAGCAAGAGCCAGUACUAUUUGCAGGAACAGUAUAUGACAACGUUGCUUACGGACUCUUUGGAACACCAAAGGUUGACCUUCCAGAGCCCGAACAGCGCGCACUGGUUGAAAAGGCCUGCAAGGAUGCAUAUGCUGUCGAGUUCAUCGAACGUCUGCCGAAGGGCUAUGAUACUGAACUUGGUGAGCGAGCAAUCAAUCUUUCUGGUGGACAGAAGCAAAGGCUUGCUAUUGCACGCAGCAUCGUCUCUGAGCCUAGGGUCCUUCUUCUGGACGAAGCUACAAGUGCACUGGAUCCUAAUGCUGAGAAGAUCGUACAGCAAGCCCUCGAUCGGGUAUCGAAGAAUCGAACGACAAUCGUCAUUGCGCACAAAUUGUCUACGAUUCGUAAUGCAGACAACAUAGCUGUCAUGGCAGAUGGUGCUGUAGUUGAGCAAGGUACUCACAACGAUUUGCUUGCUCACAAUGGUGCUCACUCUCGCCUUGUAAGGGCGCAAGAUCUUGGCGAUGCCGGUGCCGAAGAUGACGAGAGCAUGAGAGAGAAAGAAGGCGACACCAGAAUGGAGCUUGUCCGAACGCAGACGCAGACGUCUGAGGCACCUCUACAAAAUGAGCCGCGUCUACUCCUUUUAGACGAAGCUACGUCCGCACUUGACACGGAAUCCGAGAAGAUUGUACAAGCUGCACUCGAGAAAGCGAAGAGCGGUCGCACCACCAUCGCAGUUGCCCAUCGUCUGAGCACUAUUAAAGACGCUGACUGCAUCAUCGUAUUUGUGAGAGGGAUGAUUGUCGAAAGCGGCACACACAAAUACUUGCUGGCGAAGCGUGGUGUCUACUAUGAGAUGAGCCUAGGGCAGAGCCUCAACAAGCAGAUACUGACCUAA